Messenger RNA from Macroventuria anomochaeta, 394 nucleotides. RefSeq lists its product as uncharacterized. Bases 42 to 296 code for a protein of 84 amino acids. The transcript has a single exon. NCBI's taxonomy places the organism in Eukaryota, Fungi, Ascomycota, Dothideomycetes, Pleosporales, Didymellaceae. The record is from RefSeq and is a predicted model, not a curated record.
GGUUUGACGAUCAGAUACCCACCGGAGUGUGGGGUUAUGUGAUGAGCUUGCGGGGAAGGGACUUCAUCCAAGCUGUGAUGGUCCUGGCGACUCAGUGGUCAGGUCUAUUUUUCCAGGUUGCAAACGGUGGCUGUUGGUUCAAGAUUACCGAACAGUGCCGCUUAGUAUUACACAGAGCUUCGAAAGCCCUUUUCAGCUCGCCAUAUCGAGCUGUGUUAGUACAUCGACGCUCACAUGCCCAUUCGUCACGCCCAGCCAAAGCCCAAGUUUACCACCGGCUCUUUACGAUCUCGUGAAGACGUCCAUUGUUGUGAUGAGCAUUCACAGUUUUUCCUCGAAUCAGGAACAUUGGUAGACGAGGCGUGCAGUGCUGCGGCAAUCCGGGAUAGCUGGU